Molecule: messenger RNA, 1458 nt
Organism: Apis dorsata (giant honeybee)
Lineage: Eukaryota; Metazoa; Arthropoda; Insecta; Hymenoptera; Apidae
Gene: Etfb
Product: electron transfer flavoprotein subunit beta
Exons: 3
Coding region: 281-1042 (253 amino acids)
Cellular component (GO): cytosol
Molecular function (GO): electron transfer activity
Source: RefSeq, a predicted model, not a curated record
UAUACAUCAACACUGUAUGAAAUUGUAUGAAAAUAUGUCCAUAAAAUCAGCAUGAAGUGCAUGAAAAUAAGUCCAUAAAAUCAACACAUAUCAAAGUAUAAUGAACUUUAGACUAUUUAGAUUUACUAAAUAAUCAAAAUAUCAAACAGACCAAUCAAAUAGUAGUUUGACUAUAUAUAAAAAAGAUUGUAUAGUUCUGUAAAUAUUUCAACAUAUAUUAUGAAAAGAUAAUUAUAUACUUUUAUUUCGUAUAAUUUAUCGAUCUGUUUCUUAAUCAACAAUGGCACGAGCACUUGUAGGUGUAAAAAGAGUUAUCGAUUAUGCAGUUAAGAUUCGUGUUAAAUCAGAUAAAACAGGUGUUGUAACAGAUGGAGUAAAACAUGCAAUGAAUCCUUUUGAUGAAAUUGCAAUUGAAGAAGCUAUACGAAUGAAAGAAAAGAAAUUAGUACAAGAAAUAAUUGCAGUUUCAUGUGGACCUCCACAAUGUCAAGAUGUAAUAAGAACUGCCCUUGCAAUGGGUGCUGAUAAAGGAAUUCAUGUUGAAAUACCUGGACCUGAAUAUGAAACUUUGCAACCUAUUCAUGUUUCUAAACUUCUGGCCAAAUUAGCUCAAGAAGAGAAAGCAGAUUUAAUUAUUGUUGGAAAACAAGCUAUAGAUGAUGAUAGUAAUCAAACUGCACAAAUGAUUGGAGGUAUUUUAGAUUGGCCAACUGGAACAUUUUGUAGUAAAAUUGAAAAAAAUAAUGAUGAUCUAACUGUUACACGUGAAGUUGAUGGAGGUUCAGAGGUUGUUAAAAUAAAAAUGCCAACAGUUUUAAGUGCUGAUUUACGACUUAAUGAACCACGAUAUGCUACAUUGCCAAAUAUUAUGAAAGCUAAGAAAAAACCAAUUAAAAAAGUAACAGCAAAAGAUCUUGGUGUAGAUACUACAGCAAGAAUUGAAAUUUUAUCAGUUGAAGAACCACCAGUUAGACAAGCCGGAACUAUUGUACCAGAUGUUGAUACAUUAAUUGCAAAACUAAAGGAAAGUGGACAUGUAUAAUUAUUAAUAUUGUUAUAGAAAAGUAUAAACAUUUUAUAAUAUCUUACAUUUAUUAUAUUUUUUACUAAAUUUUAUUUUAUAUAAAAAAAUUUUUUAAACAUUAUGAGGUAUACUAUAUAUUAUACUUUAAUAAAUUUUUUUCUAUAGUAAAUAAAAUAGUAGAUUCUUUCAUGACAUAACUGAUAUUUGUAAUGAAAUAACAUUUUAUAUAUUUCUUUGGUAAAUAACAUUUUCCUACAUUGAUUUUGUACUUCUAUAUCUCCAUACAUUAUUUAUGCCAACUAUUAUUUCAUAGGUUUAUACAAUGUAUGAAAAAAUUUUGUUAUUUACUGAUUUUCAUAAUUUCCACUUAAAUAGAUUUUUUGUAACAAUGAAUUAAAUUAUUAAACAUAAAAAUAAUAUAUUUUAAAUCUAAA